Molecule: messenger RNA, 501 nt
Organism: Scomber japonicus (chub mackerel)
Lineage: Eukaryota; Metazoa; Chordata; Actinopteri; Scombriformes; Scombridae
Gene: nmu
Product: neuromedin U
Exons: 8
Coding region: 1-501 (166 amino acids)
Biological process (GO): regulation of smooth muscle contraction
Molecular function (GO): neuromedin U receptor binding
Source: RefSeq, a predicted model, not a curated record
AUGAGGACAUUCCAGUGCCAAAGUCAGCCUGCGCAGCGCGGAGCCUCCAGCAGCCUGUCCAGCCUCAGCAGAAGCGCCAUGAGUCCACUCAGCACGGCCAGCAUCACACUCGCAGCCCUACUCAUCCUAACCAUCCCAGUCUGCAAAAGUGCUCCAGCAGAACUUCAGCAAGCCACAACAGAUCAGCGGCAGCUCCUCAACCAGAUAGACGCUGUGUGCUCAUCCUACCUCUCUGCAGACCUGGAGUUAUUGGCAUCUGAUGUCUUAGGAGAACUCUGUGUCUUGAUGCUGGUUCAGAAGUCAAAGGAGCUGAAAGUGCGAGAAAAUAGUAAAAGGACCCCUGUGUUGCACCCUCUCCUGCAUCUACUUUCUCAACUCCAUACUGGAAGAGAGAGAGGACUCUCAAUGCACGCUGAACUCCAGGGACCUGGGGGAAUCCAGAGCAGAGGUUACUUCCUCUAUCGACCACGAAAUGGAAGAAGAUCCUUAGAAUAUGAGUAA